This is a messenger RNA of Triticum turgidum subsp. durum (durum wheat), 2244 nucleotides long. The record is from the annotation of a GenBank genome assembly. Lineage: Eukaryota; Viridiplantae; Streptophyta; Magnoliopsida; Poales; Poaceae.
AUGUGCUUCCACACCAACAUGGAUUUCCACUCUUCCCCUCGGCGUUUUUCAGCUUACCUCCUACUCUGCUUAUGCCUUAUGAUAAGCAUAAGCAGAGGGUAUGGGUCUCAAAAGCUGUACAUCGUUUACCUGGGAGAGAAGAAACAUGAGGACCCUUCUCUGGUAACAGCUUCGCACCAUGACAUGCUCAGCGCCAUUCUUGGAAGCAAGGAAGAUGCGUUGGCCUCCAUCACUUAUAGCUACAAGCAUGGCUUCUCAGGCUUCGCGGCGAUGCUAACAGAUGACCAAGCACAAGAUCUUGCAGAGCUACCUGAAGUUAUCAGCGUUACUCCAAAUCAGCACCAUGACUUGAUGACCACAAGAAGCUGGGAUUUCCUUGGCAUGAACCUGGACCAUCAGCCACCUAGUAAACUUCUGCAGAGGAGCAAAUAUGGAGAAGAUGUAAUUAUCGGGAUAUUUGACACUGGGAUCUGGCCUGAAUCAAGAAGCUUCAGCGACGAAGGAUACGGACCAGUACCGUCACGAUGGAAGGGUGUGUGUCAGCUGGGGCAGGCCUGGAACAGCACCAACUGCAACAGGAAAAUCAUAGGCGCACGGUACUAUCCUGCGGGUCUGGACAAAGCCGACCAAGCGAACAAUUACAUGUCUGCACGGGACAUAAACGGGCAUGGGACGCACACCGCAUCCACAGCAGCCGGUGCAGUAGUAGAGGGGGUCAGCCUCCAUGGCCUGGCAGCAGGGGUGGCACGGGGUGGUGCGCCCCGAGCGCGCCUUGCAGUGUACAAGGUCGCAUUUGAGGGCCCGAAGAAGGUGCAGCUUGCUAGUGCUGCACUGCUAGCAGCUCUGGAUGAUGCAAUUCAUGAUGGAGUUGACAUCCUAUCCCUAUCAGUCCAAUAUAAUGAUAAUUCAUUUGGUGCACUCCAUGCAGUCCAGAAGGGUAUUACCGUUGUUUAUGGCGCGGGAAAUAGCGGGCCUAGACCACAAGUCAUUUCUAACACAGCUCCUUGGGUCAUUACAGUCGCAACGAGCAAGAUCGACCGGUCUUUUCCAACUGCCAUUACCCUUGGAAACAAUCAAACCAUUGUGGGUCAAUCACUCUAUUACAUGCUGAAAAAUGAAUCCAAGAGUGGGUUCCAACCACUUGUACAAGGUGGAAGCUGCUCAAUCGAGGCACUAAAUGGCACGGAAAUCAACGGAAAAGUUGUUCUAUGCAUUAAAGAAACUUUUGGCCCACCAGCAGACAUUAUCCCAGAUGCCAUAACAAAUGUUAAAAGUGGUGGGGCAUUUGGUCUUAUUUUCGCAAUAUAUACCUUCGAUAAGCUUUUGAGCACCGAAGAUUGUGUGGGCAUGGCAUGUGUCAUUGUCGACAUUGAUAUUGGGUUUCAAGUUGCAACAUACAUUGGAAGCCAAGGUUCGCCCAUUGCAAAGAUUGAGCCAGCAAGUACUAUAACAGGAAACCAAGUUCCUGCUCCAAGAGUCGCAUUUUUUUCUUCAAGAGGCCCGUCCAUCAAGUACCCUACAGUUCUUAAGCCUGACAUAGCCGCACCAGGAGUGAACAUCUUAGCAGCUACAGGAGAUGGAUAUGUGUUCGACUCAGGGGCAUCAAUGUCAACCCCACAUGUAGCAGGCAUCUUAGCAUUGCUAAAGGCUGUACACCCUGAUUGGUCUCACGCUGCCCUAAAAUCAGCAAUUGUUACCACUGCAUCAACCAAGGACGAGCAUGGCAUGCCGAUGCUAGCAGAAGCACUACCCCGGAAGGUCGCCGACCCAUUCGACUAUGGAGGGGGAAACAUAAAUCCUAAUGCAGCUGCCGAUCCCGGCCUUGUUUACGACAUCAAUCCGAGGGACUACAGCAAGUUCUUCGCUUGCACGAUUCAGAAAUACGCUAUCUGCAACAUCUCGACAUCGCCGGCAUAUCACCUAAACCUACCUUCCAUAGCCAUUCCUGAGCUAAGGGGUCCAAUUAAGGUGCAGCGAGCAGUCACGAACGUUGGCGAGGUCGACUCGGUUUACCGAGCCGAUAUACAGUCCCCCCCAGGAGUGAGGAUCAAAGUCGACCCACCAACCCUAGUCUUCAACGCGACAAAGAAAGUGCACGCCUUCAAGGUCAGCAUGACGCCUCUGUGGAAGGUGCAAGGGGACUACACGUUCGGCAGCCUGACUUGGCGCAAUGAGCACCACUCGGUGAGGAUCCCACUAGCAGUCCGGAUCACAAUCCAAGAUUUCUACGCCGAUGUUGCAUAG